AACCCCCCCCGGUCCCUCCCUUCCGAAUAAUUCCGAAACGUCCUUGGGUAUAGUCCAGCUCAUCCAGCCCGCCCAGCCAGUCCUCAGCCUUGCAGCCUCUCGCUCCACUGCUCCAGCCUCCUCGGUAGAAAAUGCCCAAGGUAAAGACAAACCGAGUCAAAUACCCAGAAGGUUGGGAACUGAUUGAGCCUACCCUUCGUGAACUACAAGCUAAGAUGAGAGAAGCUGAGAAUGAUACUCAUGAUGGUAAGAGGAAAUGUGAGACCUUGUGGCCUAUUUUCAAAAUAGCACAUCAAAAGAGCCGCUACAUUUUUGACCUUUACCACCGAAGAAAUGAAAUAUCCAAGGAAUUAUACGAGUUCUGCCUGGACCAAGGCUAUGCUGACCGCAAUCUAAUUGCAAAAUGGAAAAAGCCUGGUUAUGAACGUCUCUGCUGUUUGAGAUGCAUGCAGCCUCGGGAUCAUAACUAUGCCACUACAUGCGUUUGCCGAGUGCCCAAGCAUCUGCGGGAGGAGAAGGUUAUAGAGUGUGUGCAUUGUGGUUGUAGGGGCUGUGCUAGUGGAGAUUGAUUAGCAUGUCAUCUGUUCGUUGAAGUGUAAUACCAGAUGAUUGGACCAGGUUAACCUUGUUACCAUUAGUUGGGAAUUUGUGACUGUUAGCUGACCUUAACUUUCCUGAUUCUAGGCCCUUUGCAACUUGUAUUAGUAGUAUAUAUCUGCUUCUACUGUUCUGAACAACAGUUUGUGAUAAUCAACUAACUACAACUUGAAAGCUGAAAGAAAGUAUGUUUCGUUUGGAGUUUGGAA
Prunus avium (sweet cherry) is the source of this 806-nucleotide messenger RNA. Its product is annotated as protein BUD31 homolog 1-like. Lineage: Eukaryota; Viridiplantae; Streptophyta; Magnoliopsida; Rosales; Rosaceae. Gene Ontology annotation, biological process: mRNA splicing, via spliceosome. The record is from RefSeq and is a predicted model, not a curated record. Gene Ontology annotation, cellular component: nucleus; spliceosomal complex.